Messenger RNA from Drosophila biarmipes, 450 nucleotides. RefSeq lists its product as uncharacterized. The record is from RefSeq and is a predicted model, not a curated record. The transcript is spliced from 2 exons. The coding region runs from base 1 to 435 and encodes 144 amino acids. NCBI's taxonomy places the organism in Eukaryota, Metazoa, Arthropoda, Insecta, Diptera, Drosophilidae.
AUGAACAACAGAGGUGGAGAAAGAGUGCUCUGCGCCUUCCAAUGUCCCAGUGUACGCCAAUUCCAGGGUUCUUCCGCUCGGUUCCAGCCGCUCCCGCCUGCGAGCACCUGCUGCGAUCGACUGAUGCCUCUAAUCCGCCCGAGCCGCCGCACAUCGCCUCUCUGCCGAUGCCAACUGUGCGCCCUGCACACGUUCCCACCGAAGAGCGAGCGAGAUAGCCGGCGAGCGGGAGAGCCGAGCGAGAGCGGCGACCGGCGAUCGGCGAUCGGCUUGAGCUUGACCGCCAAAGCUCGGGCGGAACGCUCGUGCGUGCACGGCCGUCGAGAAGCAGCGCUCCAGUCACGCCUGGAAUCGCAAAAUGCCGAACCAUCUGCCGGCGCACAGUUUCCAAAAUCCCAGUGUUCAUACGGACAAACGGACAUGAGAACUUUAUAGGCUCAGAGAGGCUUC